AUGUGGAUGAGUUGUGUUGUUGUUGAUGAUGAUGAUGAUGAUGAUAACAUCCGGGGUCUGGCCCCAUCCUUGGAGAUAACCCAUGACCUAAUGAUUAGUCCCAGAACCCAUAUAGCCCAACCACACCCCACACCCAGUUACCACACCCCACACCCAGUUACCACACCCCACACCCAGUUACCACACCCCAACCCCAGUUACCACACCCCACACCCAGUUACCACAUCCCAACCCCAGUUACCACACCCCAACCCUUGUUACCACACCCCACACCCAGUUACCACACCCCACACCCAGUUACCACAACCCAACCCCAGUUACCACACCCCACACCCAGUGUCCACACCCCAACCCCAGUUACCACACCCCACUCCCAGUUACCACACCCCACACCCAGUUACCCCACCCCAACCCCAGUUACCACGCCCCACACCCAGUUACCACAUCCCAACCCCAGUUACCACACCCCACACCCAGUUACCACACCCCCAACCCCAGUUACCACACCCCAACCCCAGUUUGAAGCAAAAUUGCUUGUGA
This is a messenger RNA of Mizuhopecten yessoensis (Yesso scallop), 540 nucleotides long. Its product is annotated as extensin-like. Lineage: Eukaryota; Metazoa; Mollusca; Bivalvia; Pectinida; Pectinidae. The record is from RefSeq and is a predicted model, not a curated record. Bases 1 to 540 code for a protein of 179 amino acids. The transcript has a single exon.